Molecule: messenger RNA, 956 nt
Organism: Quercus robur (English oak)
Lineage: Eukaryota; Viridiplantae; Streptophyta; Magnoliopsida; Fagales; Fagaceae
Product: zinc finger A20 and AN1 domain-containing stress-associated protein 1-like
Exons: 2
Coding region: 250-789 (179 amino acids)
Biological process (GO): proteasome-mediated ubiquitin-dependent protein catabolic process
Molecular function (GO): zinc ion binding; DNA binding
Source: RefSeq, a predicted model, not a curated record
GUGGGUGGCACUAAAAAUUACUAAUACCAAUAGACAAUAGUGAUAUAGCCCUUCCUUCGAGACCAUUUUCCUUAAUCCUCACAAAAUAAAAGCGGGUUGCUUGUUCCUAUCUUUCUAUGCCUUUGCCUUUGUCAUCUCAACCUUUGUUAAUCGAAUUCCAUUAAUCUCAGAGCAAACCAAAGUGGGGUUCAAAAGAGAGUUCGGGAUUUUGCAUCUUCGUAUUGAAUUAAGAGAGAGAGAAAGAGAAAGAUGAGUUCUGAGCAGAACGAGGGAACAAGCUACCAGCCAUCAGAGCCAAAGCUCUGUGCCAACAACUGUGGGUUCUUUGGCAAUGCAGCGACCAUGAAUCUUUGCUCCAAGUGCUACAGAGACUACCACAUGAAAGAAGAAAACGCGGCUUCUGCUAAAGCCGCCAUGGAAAAAUCUCUCAACCCACAACCUCAACCAACUCAGCCCCUACAAUCCAGUUUCUCAACGGAGAGCUUCAAGCCUGUGGGAUCCUCUUCUUCAUCUUCAACGACGUCGUUGACAUUCGGAGCUACUGCUACUGUCGGUGUUCAAGAACAAGAAGAAGAAGCGCAACCUCCAAAGGUGUCGAAUCGGUGUUUUAGCUGUAACAAGAAGGUGGGUCUGACUGGGUUCAGAUGCAAGUGUGGGAGUACUUUCUGUGGGACCCACAGGUACGCGGAGAAGCAUGAUUGUACUUUUGACUUCAAGGGGGUUGGACGCAAUGCUAUUGCCAAGUCCAACCCUGUGGUUAAGGCUGAUAAGAUGGUCGAGAGGUUCUGAAAAUAUGUGAAAUCUGGGUUGGUGAUACACACUUUAUUGGGUUUUAUUUUGCUGCUUAAUAGUAAUAGAUAAUAGUAGAAAUAGAAUUUGUUUAGUUUGUGUUUGGAUGGAAGAAUUUCGAUUUGGAUUUACAUUUUAAAUCAUCCCUGGUGCCCACUUUUUUUUUA